Molecule: messenger RNA, 4259 nt
Organism: Sorex araneus (European shrew)
Lineage: Eukaryota; Metazoa; Chordata; Mammalia; Eulipotyphla; Soricidae
Gene: ST8SIA5
Product: ST8 alpha-N-acetyl-neuraminide alpha-2,8-sialyltransferase 5
Exons: 8
Coding region: 447-1685 (412 amino acids)
Biological process (GO): N-glycan processing; oligosaccharide metabolic process
Molecular function (GO): alpha-N-acetylneuraminate alpha-2,8-sialyltransferase activity
Source: RefSeq, a predicted model, not a curated record
GGGGGUCGCGCGGGGCCGGCCCGGCCGGACGCCCGCGAAGCUGGAGCCGGGGCGCAGGGGGCGGCGCGCGGCGCUCGGGUUCCCCCGCUCCCCAUUGGCCGCGGCGGCGGCAGGAGGGGCCGCCCCGGGCUCUCCGCACCUGGCGUAGCUGCUCCGCAGGGAGAUCGCGGCGGCCGGGCACCGGCGUGCUGAGGUCGAGGCAUCCGGAACCCAGGCCCGGGGGGGCCGCGGCCCGAGCGCCCCGCACGCCCGCCCUGCCCUCCGCGCCGCUCCGAUGAACCCGGGGCCAGCCGCGCCCCCCGGAAACUUUGCCCCGCCGAGCGCCCCCGCUCCCGCCUGAGCGCGUGAACAGACACCCGGUGGGCAGCGCGGCCCCGCGCGGGAUUGCGGGGACCCCACGGCGCCCGGCGGCCGCUGCGCCUCGGCGCGCGCGGGCGGCCGCCAGGAUGCGCUACGCCGAUCCCUCGGCCAACCGCGACCUGCUGGGGAGCCGAACUUUGCUCUUUAUCUUCAUCUGCGCCUUCGCGCUGGUGACCUUGCUGCAGCAGUUCCUGUACGGCAGGAACUACAUCAGGAGAGGCCUCGAGUUUGGCUGGCAGAGUGGCGACCCGCUGGGCAAUUGGACGGGGUUCUUUAAUGCCACCGAGGACCCAGCAGUGCAGAGCGGCAGUGACUCCAGCUCCAGGUACUUCGAGUUUUACGAGGGUCCUCUUGAAUAUAACUCCACGAGAUGUCUGGAGCUGAGGCAGGAAAUCUUGGAAGUGAAGGUGCUGUCCAUGGUGAAACAGUCGGAGCUCUUCGACAGGUGGCGGAGCCUGCAGAUGUGCAAAUGGGCCAUGAACAUCUCGGAAGCCAACCACUUCAAGUCCACGCUGUCCAGGUGCUGCAAUGCCCCAUCCUUCCUCUUCACCACACAGAAGAACACGCCCCUGGGAACGAAGCUCAAGUACGAGGUGGAUACCAGUGGCAUCUUCCACAUCAACCAGGAGAUUUUCCGCAUGUUCCCCAAGGACAUGCCGUACUACCGCUCCCAGUUUAAGAAGUGUGCCGUGGUGGGCAACGGGGGCAUCCUGAAGAGCAGCCGCUGCGGGCGGGAGAUCGACAGCGCGGACUUCGUCUUCCGAUGUAACCUGCCCCCCAUCUCAGAGAAGUACACCAUGGACGUGGGGGUCAAGACGGACGUGGUCACUGUGAACCCCAGUAUCAUCACCGAGAGGUUCCACAAGCUGGAGAAGUGGCGGCGGCCGUUCUACCGCGUGCUGCAGGUGUACGAGAACGCGUCGGUGCUGCUGCCGGCCUUCUACAACACGCGCAACACCGACGUGUCCAUCCGCGUCAAGUACGUGCUGGACGACUUCCAGGCGCCGCAGGCCGUCUACUACUUCCACCCGCAGUACCUGCUCAACGUGUCCCGCUACUGGCUGACGCUGGGCGUGCGCGCCAAGCGCAUCAGCACCGGCCUCAUCCUGGCCACCGCCGCGCUGGAGCUCUGCGAGGAGGUGCACCUCUUCGGCUUCUGGGCCUUCCCCAUGAACCCCGCGGGCCUCUACAUCACCCACCACUACUACGACAACGUCAAGCCGCGGCCCGGCUUCCACGCCAUGCCCUCGGAGAUCUUCAACUUUCUGCACCUGCACAGCCGCGGCAUCCUGCGCGUGCACACGGGCACCUGUAACUGCUGCUGAGGCCGCCCUGGCCGUGGGGGCGCGGGCGGGGGCGGGCUGAUCAUUCCCCCUCGGGCCAGGAGCGGCUGACUCUGCCCCACACCUUGAGCUCGUGUCCUGCCCACAGACGAACAUGCUGUUGGGGAUCACCCCCAACCCGGUGGUUCCCCUCUCCCCCGUUUCUGGCAAUAGCCUCGUCCCAAAGCACAUUUCCACUCCAUGUUAGCGUCUGCAAGAGCACAAACAGGAGCUGGCAAGGCCUCGAAGUGACGGGAGAAGAGGAGGGGCCGAGGGGCAUGGCGGCAGGGAGUCUAGAUGGACUUUAGAUUCCGGGGCAUCCUGGCUUUCAUACCAAGGACUGCCCCCCACCAGCCCUGAUAGGUGGACUUCCGUUCUUGAAACUCAGAGCUUUGAGGCCAACCCUGGGGCAAGAUGUGCCCGUCAAGGCAGUGGCUCCACGAGAAACAGAGGCUUAACCAUGAGCUAAAGGACAUUGCUGACAAGGCUGUGCAGCAGGCUCUCCGCUGAGCAUCCCCCCAACACACACACACACACACACACACACACACACACACACACACACACACACACACACACACACACACACACACGGACUCAUGACUGGGGUGAGAAGGGGAUAAUCCAAGCCAGCCAUUUGUACGGAGGUUUUCCAGCCAGGGUUAUCGACUCAGUUAAGUGCUUCGUAAUUGCGCUGCUUCCUCUCCUGUCUCAAGUGUUUUCAGCUCUGGACCAGGAGUUAUUUAUAAGAUCCGUUCCUCUGACUGCCGCAGGAUCCUGCUCCGUCAUGCUGCUGUAUCAGAAACCACCAGGCUCCCAGCGGCCGGGGGAACGAUUGGGUUUGGGCCCUAAGGGCUGCACUUCCUGCACGGCACAGCCCCUGGAGUCUGGGCAGAAAGGGGCCAACGUGUCACUUCUCAUCUGACAUCCAUUCCAUGUGCUUCCCCGGAGCUGGCUCCCUAGGAUGUAUGUGGGCCGUGCCUGUGAGACUCCCUUGGAGAAUUGCCUUAGAACUUGAGUUUCUUGGAAUCUCAGUGCUGGAGAGAUUUCCGCCUCCGUCCUCUCCCUGCCUCCUUGUUUCUUCUGUCCAUCCCUACCACCCACUCCCUCCCUCCCCUCCUUCCUCCCUUCCUCUCCUCCUUCCUUCCUCCCUUCAGCUCCUCCUCCCUCCCUCCCUCCCUCCCUCCCUCCUGUCAAUCCUUCCUUCCUUCCUUCCCUCCCUCCCUCCCUCCCUCCCUCGCUCCCUCCCUCCCUCCCUCCCUCCCUCCUUCCCUCCUUCCUUCCUUCCUUCCUUCCUUCCUUCCUUCCUUCCUUCCUUCCUUCCUUCCUUCCUUCCUUCCUUCCCUCCCUCCCUCGCUCCCUCCCUUCCUCCCUCCCUCCCUCCCUCCCUCCCUCCCUAUCUCCUUCCUUCCUUCCUUCCUUCCUUCCUUCCUUCCUUCCUUCCUUCCUUCCUUCCUUCCUUCCUUCCUUCCUUCCUUCCUUCCUUCCUUCCUUUCUUCCUUCCUUCCUUCCUUCCAUGUUUUCAUCAGCCAGUUCUGCUCUGGUCUGGGGUUGGACUUUUGCAAGACCUGAUGGCAAAUCAAUGUCUGUCACCUGGGGGGUGGGGGAGAGGGGGUUGCAGACAUCAGCCGACUUGGCCCCUCAUGCUGGGAGUCCGAGGAUGAGGAUCCUGACAGCACCCCAGGCACGGACCUUCCCUCCAUCACCCACUUUCACAAGCAGAGCCCUAGGCCAGCUGAGGGACUGGAGAGCUCAGGCCUUCGGGGACUCGGGGCUCCUGACCCAGGGCUGCUUCCUGGCCAAGACUCUUCUUGCCUUGUAUUCCUGGGGGUGAUGUGUGGAGCAGGAACUACAGUGCUCAGGGUGACCUUUCACCUCUGGUCCUGUUCAGGAAAACUGCUCAUGCAAGCAGCCGAGGAGACAGUCACGGCCCCAGGAGGUGGCCAGUCAGGGGCCGUGCACGGUCAUGCUCUCCUGGGCUCUGCUGAGUUCUGCCAGGAGCGAUUCCAGUUGCAUUCUGGUUCUGGCCCCUCAUCUGUCACUCCUGAGCCUAGUUUUUGAGAUCAUGACAUGUCUGAGGCACAUAGGAACCGUUUCUUCCCAGGUCAGGAAAUAGAACUGGCAAGUGACGGGGGGCCAGGACACUCCUGGGUGAAGCCUGCUGUGGACAGAACCUGCUUCCAGAGCCCGCUGGGUCACCGGGUUGCAGAUGGAACAGUGUUGGGGCCUGGGGGCUUGGUCCUGUAGCUGCUGUCAUGGAGUCUGCUCCUACCAGGACCCUGUCACAACGGGCAGGGAGCCUGCUGGUCUUGCCCGUGGCAGUAUGGCUGGGGAGGGUGGCACUUCCUGCCCAUGGGACUGGCUCAAGGAGGGGGUGUGUGUGUCUUAGAACAGCUUCCUGCCACUGCCCUGGGUGUCUGCAUCCUUGACGCUGUCACUCGAGGCUGUGCCGGGAUCUCUGGAGUCUGGACAUUCUCUCUGCUCGGGGCGGGCUUGGUGGCAUGUGGAUCUAAGCCAUAGACACGACUUGCUAUUAAAGUAGCUACGAUGUCCUGCACUUGGUGUCAGGUCCUCUGA